Strongyloides ratti is the source of this 2982-nucleotide messenger RNA. Its product is annotated as Transcriptional regulator ATRX. NCBI's taxonomy places the organism in Eukaryota, Metazoa, Nematoda, Chromadorea, Rhabditida, Strongyloididae. The transcript has 6 exons. Gene Ontology annotation, cellular component: nucleus. Bases 1 to 2982 code for a protein of 993 amino acids. The record is from RefSeq and is a predicted model, not a curated record. Gene Ontology annotation, molecular function: ATP binding; ATP hydrolysis activity; ATP-dependent chromatin remodeler activity.
AUGCUUUAUGAUGAAGAUGAUGAGGAUGAAGGUGUUUCAAAUGAUAACCAAGAUUUUACAAAAAAUAAAAGAAAUUUUAGAUUAUCAAUUCAACGUUUUUUAAAACUAAAUGAAAUUUUUAACAUUUCAAGUGCGGCGGAAGAUACUGAAAAAUUGCAAUUAUAUGAUGAAAUAAAAGAUGAAGGAGAAAAUAUUAUUGCUUAUAUAAAAUUGUUAAUGAAGAUCGGUGAAAAAAAUCUUUGUGUAAAUUCGAAAAAAUUAAACAAAGAUGAUAGAAAUAAUUGUAAUGAAGAAGAUAGUGAUAGUACAGACAAUGAAUCACCAAGUGCCGGUAGCUAUGAAAAUUUCAAUACUAGUAAUGAUGAGAUUCUUAGAAUUAUUGAUGAUAAAGGAUUAGACUAUUCUAGUGACGAUGAAAUAGAUGCAGUUGUUCAUUUGCCUUCUGCCAGCGAGGAUUAUAUUGUAAAUGGUGAUGAUAUUAUUCAAUGUACGGGUGAUGGUGAUCCUGAUUUUUCAGCUCCAAUUAAGAAAUUUAAUAAAAAAAGAAGACGAUUAUCAAGUAGUUCUUCAAUAGAAGAGAGAAAUCCUCCAAGAAAAAAUUACAAACUUUGUGAUAUUGAUGAUGAAGAGUUGAAUAAUUAUUCUAAAGAAAUCAUUGAUGUGAGUAGCGAUAGUAGUAGAUCAGAAGUAGAAAUAGAAAAAGUUUACAAUAGCUCUGAAAGUAUAGAAACAAUAUAUCUAUCAGGUGAUGACGAACCUGAAAAUGAUUCUAAUUUACUCAAAAAAAAGCAUCAAAGGAAAAUUUUAACGAAUAAUCAGUUAGCACAAUCAACUAGGGAAGCAAAAAAAUUGAAUGAAAUUUAUCGUAAAGAAUAUUCUCAACGACGUGAGAGUAAAAAGAUUAUUUUUUAUUCUACUGAAAAUGAUGGAAUACCAUAUUAUGAUAGGCGAGUAGAAGCUAUUGUUUUAUAUGAUGAUGGUAAACAUAAAGUUUGUGUUGAUAAAGCAUUUGUCAAAGUUCUAAAGCCACAUCAAGCAGAAGGAAUAGAUUUCUUAUUUUUUACAACCAUAAGAUCAUUAAAAUACAUAGAUGAUCCAGGAAACGGGGGAAUAUUAGCUCAUUGUAUGGGUUUAGGAAAAUCACUUCAAGUUAUUGCAUAUUUACAGACAAUUUUUUUUGAUCCCAUAAUAUCUAAGAGAAUUUCAAAAGGAUUAUUACUUGUUCCUACCAAUGUGAUUAAUAAUUGGGAAAGAGAAUGUACAGAAAAAUCUUCCGGUGAUAUACAUGAUAAUUAUUUAUCAGCAAUUGAGGGAUGGAUAAAUUCCUCUCGACCUAGUAUUAUAAUUGUUGGAUAUGAAAUGUUUAGAAAUUUGAUAAAUUUUGGUGAUGGUAAACGAAAUAAAAUGAAUUCAAAAAAGCAGCAAUCGAUGGCUAAUAAAUAUUGUGAAUAUUUACAAAAAUGUCCUCAUAUAGUUAUUUGUGACGAAGCUCAUAGACUUAAAAAUAUUAGUUCAAAAAUUGCUUCUGCUGUUAAUGAAAUUUCAACAAGACGGCGUAUUUGUUUAACAGGAACACCAAUACAAAACAAUUUAAGAGAAUACUAUACUAUGAUUAAUUUUGUAAGACCAAGUCUUCUUGGAACAUAUAAAGAAUUCAGUAAUCAAUUUGUUAAUCCAAUUGAAAAAGGAAUCAAAAUAGGUGCAGCUCCUCAUGAUGUAAGAUUAAUGAAAAGACGAUAUGUUGUACUUUGGAAAUUACUUGAACAUGUAGUAAAUCGAAAGGAUGCUUCAUUUUUAUAUUCUACAUUACCCCCAAAAGAGGAAUACUUAAUUUAUUGUUCUGCUUCAGCUACUCAAGUUAAAUUGUUAAAUGGAUUAGUUGAAAUAUUUCCAUUUAAUAAUAGUUGUAUACGAAUGAAACCCGUCAUGUCUUACAUAUGUACUCAUCCUUACAUUUUAAAAAAAGUCUAUGUUGAUAAUGUGAGUGCAAGAAUUUAUGAUGAUCAAGACAAUAGUGACUUAGAGAAUAUCGAUGACAAAGUAAAAAUUUCAGAAUGGUUAAGAGACAAAUGUGAUUCUUUAAAAGAUAUUGCUUUAAAUAAUUUUGAAUUAUCCUCAAAAAUACUCAUUCUUUUUGAUAUUCUUCGAUAUGCUGAACGAGUGGGUGAUAAAGUCCUUGUAUUUGUUCAAUAUCGAGAAACCAUUAGUUAUAUUGAAGAAUCACUCAAAUAUUUUGCUAAAAACGAUUUGUGGUAUGAUGAAUGUCCUACUUUAAAUACAAGAGAACUAAAAAAAAAUGAAUUUCGUAAAAGAACGUGGGAAUUGUAUAAAGAUUAUUUUAUUAUAACGGGUGAAACUUCUCUUCAGGAGAGAUCAUUUAUUGAAAGUCGAAUAAAUAUGCGUCGAACAAAAUCAACCAGACCAAGACUUGUUCUGAUGACAACAAAGGCUUCAUCUGUAGGAACCAAUUUUAUUGGCGCUAAUAGGGUUGUUCUUUUUGAAUCAGGAUUCAAUCCAUCAGAUAAUCUUCAAGCUCUUCAUCGUGUUUAUCGUAUAGGACAGAAUAAACGUACAUUUGUUUAUCGGCUUAUUACUCAAGGUACUAUUGAUCAAAGAGUUCAAGAAAAACAUAUUUUAAAAGAGGGUAUUAGUAAAUGUUCCAUAGACAAACAUAAUAUUCGUGAUCUUUAUAAUGAUGAAGAUACACGAUGGAAUAAAAUAGAUUGUAUUGACGUUAUGAGUCCAACAUUUUCUCGUGGAACACUUUCGAAACCAAAUGACGAUUUAUUAAGCUACUUAAUAUUUGAAGAAGGAUUAACAGAUGAAGAAAAAGAAAAAGAGUGGAAUGAUUAUAUUGAAGAACAAAGACGUUUUGAGGGAACCGAGUUUGUAAGUACAUUUACAAAUUUUCCACUAAAUAAUGAACCCGAAGAUGUUAGUUUACCUUUUUUGAGGCAAUUACUUCAGACAUCGUUAAGUUAA